This is a messenger RNA of Aedes albopictus (Asian tiger mosquito), 1953 nucleotides long. RefSeq lists its product as uncharacterized. The transcript has 6 exons. Gene Ontology annotation, molecular function: protein binding. Bases 134 to 1786 code for a protein of 550 amino acids. The record is from RefSeq and is a predicted model, not a curated record. Lineage: Eukaryota; Metazoa; Arthropoda; Insecta; Diptera; Culicidae.
UUUUCAGUCUACUGUUGACAAUCAACAGAGCAAGAUAUCGAGUAAGAGCGUUGAGUGAUUCUCGUCCAGUAUAAAUUUAAAUUUCAUAUACCUAAGAAAUUAAGCUGCCUUACAUUACAAGUGAUAACCAACCAUGUUUUAUCCAACAAAAAUGUCGCUGCCGGUCGUUAUUGAUAAUAGUGACCCAAGAUACAUCUUCGUGAACGGCGUACGGUACCGGCGCUACUGGACACAUCCAGUGACUGCCGAAUCUCUUCCGGACUAUCUGCUUGAAAAAAUCCUGAAACGAUUGGACUGGUCCGACGUGCAGUCAGCGAUGCUCGUAAACAAGUCCUGGAUGAACACGGUGCUCGGUGUUCAGCGAUGGUUUGACGGCGGAGAACCACUAUCAGCCGAAUGGCGAUUGAAUGUUGUACCACAUGCGGAUGAGAAUGACACAGACUAUCAACAUUUCAAACUUGAGGAAUAUCAUCACACGCUCAUGCAAACUCGUCGGCAGUACAAACAUAUGACAAUCUAUUGGGGUGAUUGGGAACGAUGCCUCAAAACCAAUCUGGUGAAGGAUCAAAUGCUUGUAGAUAUCAUCAGGCGCUUUCAGCAAACUCUGGUUUCGCUAAGAAUAACGUCCGGAAGGUACGAAAUGCCUCCUUGGAUAAUGAGUGAUAUCUUGAGAAUGUGCACGAAUCUAAAAUGUUUGGACCUAAAUGGAAUGCAGGCAGUAUCGAGAUACGACUUUUGCAAUUUAGAUACAUACAGAACUAGAAUAAAUACGCUUUACGACUGCAAUCAAGUGUUCAGUCCCAAUCCAAAUGGUUCAAACAUAUUCGCCAACGUAACUACCCUACAGGUGAAAAUAUCUCCGUCAAAUAAGCUGAAAGACCUGCUUCACAAGUUAAGUCCCCAACUGGUUCAACUUUCCUUGAGUUGGGAACUGGACAAGAAAGGGCAAGUCGCUCUGCCCAACGAUGAGUUCCCACUUUUGGAGACCCUGAUUCUGUCUAGCGAAAGAGUCGGACCCGACAACCAGCUUGGCCGGUUCUUGCAAAGAAUGCCACAACUGAAGGCACUAACGCUGUCCCCACAUAAGGAGGAACACAUUUCCGUACUACACUGGGUGCAUCCAGACAGCUUGCGCCAUCUUGACGUGUGGACGGGGUCCUUAUGCCCAAAGAAAUUCGCGUUCAUCGCGAAGUUUCCCCACCUUGAAAGUCUUUCCAUCAGAGGAUCGUAUGCAAUGCCAAAUGGACCGAAAAAGGAAGGGAUCGUGUUCCGGAAUGUCACGCGACUGGCACUGUUUGGCCAUGAAUGGCGACUGCAUUUGAAUAGUAUUAUGGUAUUUUUCCCUAACCUAGUCGAACUGGAGCUGGAAGCUAAGGAAACUUGGGGCCCGGCUGACGCUCGUUCCAUCAGCAACUAUACAUCGCUAGAGCGGUUGAUCGUUAAUGAGGGACUUGAUACGUUGGAAGCGUUCAUGGAAUUUUGCGGCGAGCUGAAAGUACCCGAAUUGACUGUUACUACGCAGAGUAAUGCCUUUGUCGUGAAGCCUUUAUCUAAACCAUUGGUUCAAGCACCACAUAUUCGCAAAAUGUCCAUCUACGCUUAUAUGAUUGACCCGGCCAUUUACAAACCAAUGAUGCAAUUAAUGCCAAAGUUAAGAAAUCUGGAGCUGUCGUUGGAGCUUCCUUGUGAUAAUAAAGUUUAUAGAAGGAUCAUUGCAAAAUUUCCAUUGUGUGACACCGUACGGAAAACCUAUCAAAAGUAUAAGCCAGUCUUUGAUAACACUUAGGGCCAUUUUGGGAAAUCAAAAAUCAAAAUUCUGCACUGAAAUGUGAUCAUGCACUUUGCAUAUAAAAACAUAAGAUCCACCAUGGGAUAGUUUAACAUAGUAAAAAGGAAACCAAAAAAUCUAUCUUCGUGAUCAUAAAGUCGAAUAAAUAUAUAUUUUUCAUCGCA